GGCUCGCUUCGUUUCACUGAGGAGGGGGGGAAGAGACGAGUGGAUAGUGAGAGAAGCAAAAAAAGAAAAGGAAUAAAGUGGAGUGAAAAGUAGUUGCUUCGGUUAGAGAAUGAGUGAGGACAACCACUCCCACUACCGGCUGGACCCCAGCGAUCGCCUCAAUGGGCUGGGACAGAGGAGAAAGAGACCCAAGAAGUCGGACAGUAAUACCAGUUUCCUGCGAGCAGCGAGAGCAGGAAACAUCGACAAGGUUUUGGAAUAUCUGAAAGGGGGAGUGGACAUCAGCACCUGCAAUCAGAAUGGUCUUAAUGCACUGCACCUGGCAGCCAAGGAGGGCCAUGUGGAUCUGGUCCAGGAGCUGUUGGAGAGAGGAGCCGCAGUGGAUUCAGCCACAAAGAAAGGAAACACAGCACUUCACAUAUCCUCGCUAGCUGGUCAGGCUGAAGUAGUGAAGAUCCUGGUUAAACGUGGAGCUGACAUCAAUUCCCAGUCUCAGAAUGGAUUCACUCCUCUGUACAUGGCCGCCCAGGAGAACCACAUGGAUGUGGUGCGAUAUCUGCUUGAGAAUGGAGGCAACCAGAGCACUGCUACUGAGGAUGGCUUCACCCCUCUGGCCAUCGCCCUCCAGCAGGGCCACAACCAGGUGGUUUCUGUCCUGCUGGAGAAUGAUACUAAAGGCAAGGUCCGCCUGCCUGCAUUGCACAUUGCUGCCCGCAAGGACGACACCAAGUCAGCCGCCCUGCUCCUGCAGAAUGACCACAAUGCUGAUGUCCAGUCAAAGAGUGGAUUCACCCCCCUGCAUAUCGCUGCCCACUAUGGCAACGUCAAUGUGGCCACACUCCUGCUGAACCGAGGGGCAGCAGUCGACUUCACAGCAAGGAAUGGGAUUACUCCUCUUCAUGUGGCGUCCAAGCGUGGCAACACUAACAUGGUUGGCCUGUUACUGGACCGUGGCUCUCAGAUUGAUGCUAAAACAAGGGAUGGUCUGACUCCCCUACACUGUGCUGCCCGGAGUGGACAUGAUACAGCUGUGGAGGUCCUGCUGGAGAGAGGUGCACCCUUGCUGGCCAGGACCAAGAAUGGGCUGUCUCCUCUUCACAUGGCGGCACAAGGCGACCACGUCGAAUGUGUCAAACACCUUCUGCAGCACAAGGCUCCUGUUGACGAUGUCACGCUGGACUACUUGACAGCGUUACAUGUGGCAGCUCACUGCGGCCACUACAGAGUCACCAAACUGCUGCUGGACAAGAGGGCCAACCCCAACGCCAGGGCACUGAACGGCUUCACUCCGCUGCACAUAGCCUGUAAGAAGAACCGAGUGAAAGUGAUGGAGCUGCUGGUAAAAUACGGAGCCUCUAUCCAGGCCAUUACAGAGUCUGGUUUGACUCCUAUCCACGUAGCAGCCUUCAUGGGUCACCUGAACAUCGUCCUGCUGCUGCUGCAGAACGGCGCCUCGCCUGACGUCAGCAAUAUUCGCGGUGAAACAGCGUUACACAUGGCAGCCAGGGCAGGCCAGGUGGAGGUGGUCCGAUGUCUGCUGAGGAACGGAGCGAUGGUGGACGCCAGGGCACGGGAGGACCAGACUCCCCUCCACAUUGCGUCCCGUCUGGGAAAAACCGAGAUUGUGCAGCUGCUGCUGCAGCACAUGGCCCAUCCUGAUGCUGCCACGACCAACGGCUACACCCCCCUCCACAUCUCGGCCAGGGAGGGUCAGGUGGAGACGGCCUCUGUCCUUCUCGAGGCUGGAGCUUCACACUCACUGGCCACCAAGAAAGGUUUUACUCCCCUGCAUGUGGCCUCUAAGUACGGAAGCCUAGAUGUAGCCAAACUUCUGCUGCAGCGUCAUGCUCCUGCAGAUUAUGCUGGAAAGAAUGGCCUCACCCCUCUCCAUGUCGCAGCACAUUACGAUAACCAGAAGGUGGCGCUCCUGCUUUUGGACAAAGGAGCGUCCCCCCACACCAUGGCCAAGAACGGCUACACUCCGCUCCACAUCGCGGCUAAGAAGAACCAGAUGGACAUCGCCACCGUGCUGCUGCAGUACGGAGCCGAGACCAACAUCCUGACCAAGCAGGGAGUCACCCCGCUCCAUCUGGCCUCCCAAGAGGGCCACGCCGACAUGGCAUCCCUGCUUAUGAGCAAAGCAGCCCAGGUCAACAUCCAAACUAAGAGCGGCCUGACUGCCCUCCAUCUGGCAGCCCAGGAGGAUAAAGUGGCUGUUGCCGAGAUCCUAGCCAAAAACGGAGCCAACCUCGACCAGCAGACCAAAUUGGGAUACACCCCGCUAAUUGUAGCCUGUCACUAUGGUAACGCCAAGAUGGUCAACUUCCUGCUUCAGAAUGGAGCCAAUGUCAACGCCAAGACCAAGAAUGGCUACACUCCUCUUCACCAGGCAGCGCAGCAAGGAAACACACACAUCCUCAACGUGCUGCUGCAAAGCGGUGCCAAGCCCAACGCUAUCACCGUGAAUGGUAACACUGCCCUGGGGAUCGCUCGGAGGCUGGGCUACAUCUCUGUGGUGGAUACGCUGAGGGUGGUCACUGAGGAGAUCAUAACCACCACAACGACGGUGACAGAGAAACACAAGCUAAACGUGCCAGAGACCAUGACUGAAGUGCUGGAUGUCUCGGAUGAAGAGGGUGAUGACACGAUGACAGGCGACGGGGGGGAGUAUCUGAGGGCGGAGGACCUCAGGGAGCUGGGAGAUGACUCCCUGCCAGGACAGUAUCUGGAUGGAAUGAACUACCUCCGCUUCAGCCUUGAGGGGGGGCGCACCGACAGUUCCGACAGGUCCUUCACCCCCACUCACCACAGCUACUACUCCCCUAAACAUGAAGGCCUGAUGGAUGAGAUGCUCGCCAGUCAACAGCUUUCGUCACUUGCCAGAGAGAAUGAGAGGGAUUCGUAUCGUCUGAGUUGGGGCACAGAGAACCUGGACAACGUGGCGUUAUCCUCCAGCCCCAUUCACUCUGGCCAUUCCUCUCCGUGCCCUGAUCAUGGAGACCACAGCAGCUUCCUGGUCAGCUUCAUGGUGGAUGCCAGGGGCGGAGCCAUGCGUGGUUGCCGGCACAACGGCCUACGCAUCAUCAUCCCGCCCAGGAAGUGCAGCGCGCCCACACGGGUGACGUGCCGGCUGGUGAAGAGGCACCGUCUGGCCACCAUGCCCCCGAUGGUUGAGGGCGAGGGCCUGGCAAGCAGGAUCAUCGAGGUGGGGCCUUCUGGAGCCCAGUUCCUCGGUCCUGUGAUUGUGGAGAUCCCACACUUUGCUGCCCUGCGGGGAAAAGAGAGGGAGCUGGUGAUUCUGAGGAGUGAGGGUGGAGAGAGCUGGAAGGAGCAUCACUGUGAACACACCCAAGAAGAACUCAACCAGAUACUAAACGGCAUGGAUGAGGAGCUGGACACGCCAGAGGAGCUGGAGAGGAAGCGCAUUUGCCGUAUCAUCACUAGAGAUUUCCCACAAUACUUUGCGGUGGUGUCCCGCAUCAAGCAAGACAGUAAUCUGAUUGGUCCUGAAGGAGGCAUCCUGAGCAGCACUGUUGUGCCUCAAGUACAGGCAGUUUUUCCUGAGGGGGCCCUCACCAAGAGGAUAAGGGUUGGACUGCAGGCCCAGCCAGUGAGCGUGGAUGUAGUGAGGAACAUCCUGGGGAACAAGGCCACCUUCAGCCCCAUUGUCACCCUGGAGCCCCGAAGGAGGAAGUUCCAUAAACCCAUCACCAUGACCAUCCCUGUCCCGAAGAGCAACUCAGACCUGGUCCUCAAUGGCUUUGGAGUGGACACUCCCACCCUACGACUGCUCUGUAGUAUCACCGGUGGAACAACGCCUGCUCAAUGGGAGGACAUAACAGGAACCACUCCGUUAACAUUCAUCAAUGACUGUGUCUCCUUCACUACCAAUGUGUCUGCAAGAUUCUGGCUGAUAGACUGUCGACAAGUCCAGGAAUCUGUCAAUUUCUCCACUCAGGUGUACCGCGAAAUCAUCUGUGUCCCUUACAUGGCCAAGUUUGUCAUCUUUGCCAAGACCCACGAUCCCAUUGAGGCCCGACUACGGUGCUUCUGCAUGACAGACGACAAGAUUGACAAAACCCUGGAGCAACAGGAGAACUUCUCAGAGGUGGCCCGCAGCCGAGAUGUUGAGGUCCUGGAAGGCAAACCUAUCUAUGCAGAUUGCUUUGGAAACCUUGUUCCACUCACCAAAAGUGGCCAGCACAAUCUCUUCAGCUUCUUUGCCUUUAAGGAGAACAGACUAGCAAUUUUCAUCAAAAUCAGAGACAACACUCAGGAGCCCUGUGGCCGUCUGUCCUUUAUGAAAGAACCCAGAAACUACAGGUCACUCACCCAAAAUGCCAUAUGCAACCUCAACAUCACCCUCCCAUCAUACUACAAGGAGUCCGAUUCAGACCAAGAGCAAGAGGAAGAGACCAGCAGAACGCCAGAGAAAUUAGAUCCACAGGAUGAAGCAGAGAGAAAAGAGCAACGGUUGGCCAUUAUAGCCGACCACCUUGGCUUCAGCUGGACAGAGUUGGCACGAGAACUGGACUUCAGUGAGGAGAGGAUCAACCGGAUAAGGAUUGAAAACCCCAACUCACUGCAAGACCAAAGCCAUGCCCUUUUAAAACUCUGGGAAGAGAGGGAGGGAAAGCAUUCCUCAGAAACAACACUGAUCAAAAGACUGACUAAGAUCAACCGAAUGGACAUUGUUCACAUCAUUGAAACCAAGAUAUUCAAGUUCACUCAGGAGGACACAUCAUCACAUACCUAUGCAGAAAUAGAGCAGACCAUAGCACUGGAUCAUAGUGAAGGUUUCUCUGCCCUUCAUGAAGACAUUGACAGCCCCAGUCCAGUCAGGCGUACAGAGGCCGCACGUAGGAGUCCAGGCUCGGGACAAGAGGUACCCAUUGUGUCAGCAGAGGACCUGUCCUCCAGUUUGUCAUCACUUCACGAGACAAUGGGACGGCCAGAGACAGAUUCCACAGCAACAGGCCUUCUUAGAAAUGUCCAGAAAGAGAAACUACAAAAAGAGAUGGAGACAACAUACUCAUCACAAAGAGUAUAUGAGGAACUGACAGACACGGUACACACAGGCAGUUUUAAACAAGAGAUAGCAGAGGAGCUAGGGGUGCUGUCUUCUGAUAGCUCAGAGGAGGAGGUGCUGACCACCAGGGUGGUCCGACGCAGAGUUAUCAUUCAGGCGGAUGAUCUACCAGAUAUCCCACCACAGACUGUCACAGAGGAGAAGUACACAGACGAGCAUGGCAACAUGGUAGUUAAGAAGAUCACACGGAAGGUGAUUCGUAAAUACGUGUCAGCGGAUGGCAUGGAGACACAGGAAGUGACCAUCGAGGGCUCUCACCAGGAGGCGGUGCAGAUCGACGAGGGGGACUCUGUCUCCAGAGUGGUGAAGAGAACGGUGCUGCACAGUGAGGGAGACCAAAGAGAGUUGAGCUUCUCGGAGCCGCGGGCCCUGGGCCCCGCCGCAGCGUCAGCGUUUGAGGUGGAGCCGGUGCAAGGUCGAAAGGUCAGCAAGGUUGUCAAGACGACGGUGGUGAGAGGCGAGAGGAUGGAGAAGCAGACGGGGGAGCCCUCACUGGCUGCAGAUCUCCCCUCAGCCAGACAGGACUUUGAGAAGGCAUUGAGUUAUGCUGGAGGCUUUGGGAAAGGGCUCCUGCCUCAUGUAGUAGAGAAAGAGAUUGUGCAGGACGACGGUUCUGUGAUUAAAAGAAGCCAGAUGCGUGAGUCGCGAAGCCAGAAGAGGACUGUGGUGAGGGACGGCGAGGGGAAGCACGUGCACCUGGAGCGCGUGGACUCGCAGGCCGACGCCUUGCGGCCCGACGCACUGCAGCAGCAUCUGCACCGACUGCUCCAACGCUACUGCGAGGAGGACCAGGAGGACCAGGAGGACCAGGAGGACCAGGAGGACCAGGAGGACCAGGAGGACCAGCAGAGCUUUGACUGAGCGUACAUCUUCCACUGGAGCCUUUGGCGAAGAACGCUUCCUCAGAUCAACGUGUUCCAGACCCCCCCUUCCUUUCUUGUUGUCCUCGCCGAUCACCUUUUUUUUUAUUGAAUAAUGGAACGGUAUUUUGUGCUUUAACACUCUUCCUUCCUUCCCGUUUUGUGUCAUUUGCUCUUUUUGUGACCAAAGAUUGCAACCUUUUUUGUGUGUGUGUCAGACGUUGCUUUUAGUUCUCACCCUCUGCUGCUGUGGUGCGCCGGCGGUGGGUCCAGGUCAAAAGAGGGCAUCUUGGACGUUUUCGCCUCACGCACGGGCCUCUUCUCGAAGAACUCUUGUAAACAUUUGUACAUAGAGGUAAUGAAAAAUCCGCUUGGACUAGAGAAAAAAAAAAAAAUCCAAAGCAUUUAAUACAUUAGCCCACCUAAACGUGCUGUCCAUGCACUGAUUCAGCUGGAGAAUGGCCACCGUACAGAUGAGAUUAAUGUUACGUAGAGAAUACGUUGGGAGGAGGGGGGACUCUUUAUACAGCCAAACAUCACCCUGCUGAUCUGUUUACAAAGGCUGUGUGAUCACACCUUUGGUCUUCCCAUCAUGCAUCUGACCUUUUUUUGUGUGCGUCCGUCUUAUUAAUGUGUUUUGUGCAUUCACAUUGUAUCUGUCACAGAGCUGCCACUUCUGUGUGUGUGUGUGUGUGUGUGUGUGUAUAUACCGUGUGUCUACUGAGAAAGGAAGUAGUGAUGAGGAAUGUUUUGAUGCAGGUGGAGCACUAACCCCGUCGUCUGUGUUUCAGCCUCCACCUUCACUCGCUGCUUCCAACACUGCAGCGGCCUCAUUUUAUUGUCCUCCAUCGAGGCUUUUAAAGGAUAAGGCUAUAAGGCUGGCUAUAUUUUUCCCUUUUGUCAACAAAUCUCAUGUGCAGAGCCACCAACAAUGAAUUGACCUACUACCAUAAUGUGUAUCAACGCCUGAUAUGUCUUAUUUCUCUGUGCCAUAGAGCCCCAUUGUUGUUGUUCAAACCAGAAAAGCAUAUCACUACAUUCACGUUUGUUGUUGUGGAAGUAAGGUGACCGAGUAUCAGAGUGCCAAAUUCUGUGUAAGGAGGCAGGUUGGAGUGGGGGACGUACUUUUGUGUGAGCACAUGAAAGCCGUAUAUUGAUGUAGCCUAGGCUCUAUGGAGACAGUGCUACAGUACAGGAGUUAGUUGCACUAUAUUUUAAUCUAGGUCUUCAUUAUAAGGACAUUGCUUUGCUUGCAAGUCAUCACCAUUAUAUUGUUUAGAUAAGACAUUCAAAACCAAUUUUAAAGUCUUGUAAUCUGUUCAAAGCGCGCGUUAUCGGCACACUAGUGUGUCCUCACUAGUCUUGCAUUGCCUGUGGAGGAAGAUCCGGCUAGUCCACACAGCAUUCUGGGAUGGGAGGAAAACAUGCU
Messenger RNA from Perca flavescens (yellow perch), 7378 nucleotides. It is a transcript of the gene ank2b, whose product is annotated as ankyrin 2b, neuronal. NCBI's taxonomy places the organism in Eukaryota, Metazoa, Chordata, Actinopteri, Perciformes, Percidae. The record is from RefSeq and is a predicted model, not a curated record. Bases 110 to 5950 code for a protein of 1946 amino acids. Gene Ontology annotation, molecular function: protein binding. Gene Ontology annotation, biological process: signal transduction. The transcript has 47 exons.